CAUGUCGUCUGCUAUCUUGUCAGUUCCUCGCAAGUUUUCCUCGACUUGCAUGUCUCUGCUUAAACUUGGCUUGAACGGCAACAGGACAAGCCUAUUUUCCUGUCAACUGUAUAAUAACCAUGGUUUCCUACAAAUGGAUUGCCAAGCGCCGAAACUACAGCGAGGAAGAAGUUGCAUAUCGAAGCUUAAGGACACCGAAUGACAAUUUGCCGCACCCACUGCAGAGUGCAAUUUCUAGAGAAACCAAUGCAAAGGCCAAAUCAAUUGUUCCACGGAAGAAAAUUUCUUCCGCCUACUCAGAUCCCCUCAGCCAAGCCCUUGAGGGCAGUGACCCGCUCAGUCAGUUUGUAUCCAAAGACGAAGUGGAAGGCCCUGAUAUUCCUGUCACGAACGUGAACCAGAAAGGUGCUGCAGCGCAGGAAUGGCUCAAACAUAGGACUACCAUACUCAGCAAAUUUACGACGUCAGAGAAACUAUCCAUCAAAUCAAGUUUCCUUCAAGGAGGAGAAAAAUUGGUGGUCAAACAGCAGAUCAACGACAAACUGAAGCACAGACUUCAACAGCUGGAUGAAUUUGAAGAACAUGUGAGCGAGCAUAAAGGCCUUUCCAGGGAUGAUUAUGUCACUCGAAUCACACAAAUAAGUCAAGAACUUCAUCAAGCCUGGGCUUUAGAUCAAAGAGUCAAGGCUUUGAAAAUUGUCAUCCAAUGUUCCAAAUUACUGCUCGAAACCCACCCCUUUGCAUUCUAUCCAAGCAAAUUUGCUCUCAUUACCGACAUAUUGGAUAAAUUUGGCCGGAUGGUGUUUGAACGGAUUGCCGAAAAGGGCGAAAUUAGGCUUGUAGAUCACCAGCUUCCCAAAUAUUUUAAACCUGAGCAUGUCUCUGAGUCGGCACGUGAGACUUGUCGCAAUUGGAUGUACAAAAUUGCAUCAGUUAGGGAACUGUUACCGCGCAUUUAUGUCGAAAUGGCCGUGCUGGAGAGCUAUUCAUUCCUCGAAAACACGGAUUUUUCUGCGACUUUAAUCCGAUUAUCGAGAACCAUUCGUGGUGUGGGCAACCCAUUAGUUGCUGCCUAUGCACGCGCUUAUUUAAUGCGUGUUGGGCGAGAAAUACGUCUUCAAGAUCGUUCGUUUGUUGUCGAGAAUGUUCGUGACCUCUAUCUUUCGUACAACCAGUUGUAUAGCAAUAGCAUCCGUUCAGAAUUGACCAUCUUCCGAACGGAUUUGGCAGAUUAUUUGUCGCUCUAUUCGCCCGCGUAUGACUGGAUCUUCCAGACUUUAGCUCAUACCGGCCAAUACAACGAAUUGGAUUCUAUCUGGCGGCAGAGUUUCAACCAAGCCGAACCAGGAUUACUUUGGCUAUCCCUUCUCAGUCAGUUCCCGUCGGACUUCGUCCUAUCCAAGUGUUUGGAGCUAGCACUUCAUAUUACAACUACACCCUCAACCGGUGUUCCUAGUCAACAGUUGAUGGUUCUUAUGGGCCAAGUUCUCAGCCGGAAUCUGGCUUCUUCGUGCGAUUCCAACCCUGGGAAAAUGCUCAACGUCAUCUGGCCUUAUCUAAGUCGUAAAGAGGACGUCGAAUCGUACUUGCAAUGUAUUGACGCUUGGAUGCCUUACCUUUUACGGCAUUGGCGAGUCAGGGAAAUGCACCGCAUCAUCAACGAUAUAGUCCAGCAUUGUCGGCCAAAGGCUCAAGCCCACCACGUGGCAAAUCUAACCAGUAUCGUCCAUGCAUUGGUUCGGACAGAACAAGUUGACUACCAAAGUUUAUUCGCGACGGAUUCGUUGAUGGGACUAUUGGACAUCUACCCCGAAGGCCAUUCACGAGCAGAAGCGGCAAAAAUUUUACUUCAGCAAUUCCUCCUAGACCAUGAUCGACCAUUAAAUCAUCCACUUAUGGUUGACCACCUUUUAUCUAUCGCCCGCAUUCUCCAUGACACACUCAACGCCACCAGCGUAGAGGACGAAAAGCGACAAAUAAGCGAAAUCGCCAUCGCCCUUAUUGACCGUGUUGAUUUUGGCCGUGACUUCCAGCAGAUGUUAUCCUUUUACGGCGAUGCGCGAGCUGCAUUCACUAAUCUCGACCCUGUGCUUGCCCACCUAGUUCAGGCGAUCAAUCGCUUAAGUAGCCGGACUCGCCAAUUGAUUCAGGAGCACAACGAGAGGACCGGCCAUUUCGUCCGUGCCUGCGGUGCCUUUGCUUACAUCACCAUUCCAGCCAUUUCGUGCCCAAUGAUCCGAUUCAGUUUGUAUAUGCUGUCGAGUCAGGUAGCCUUGGCUAAUGAAUGCUUUGGACAAGCGGAUGCAUGUGUUGAAGGAGCCAUCAAUUUGGUGACAGAAUUUUCGCCACUUGAAGAACAAUGGAUCGUGUCCAAUCUAUCAAAUCUUCUUUCCGGCCUUUUAGUUCAACCCGACACGCCCGAUCAAAACCGUCUUCAUCAUUUACGGCGAUUAUUACGCAACGUGCGGACGUUUUCCAUGAACCACGCGCUGCACCGUUUACGCUCCACCAUCUACAUCCAAGCGAUACGUUUGCUUUCCGCUUACAUCCAAUCAGAUUACAUCUAUCAUGUUCCAGAUGUGGAGUCCAACGACCGUCUCUAUCUAGGGGACGAAGAUUUCCGUCUGGAGGCAGCCGAUUACUGCAGCCAACUGCUGACAGAACUUCUCAACGAUCUUAAUCAACUGGGCAAUGAGAACCAAUACGGAAAGCAGGCUACUCUUUGUUUGGAUUUGUUCUCAUUGCUAAUUGAGUCAGCUGACCUCAAAGCCGAACCGAGUCUCACGCAGCUCGCCGCCAAGCUCUUUCUCCUUGCCCGCAAACACAACCAAUGGGAUGCCGAUUACGCGUCGCAGUGGGCCCGCGGCCUUCCCGCCCGCCAGUCACUUGCUUUUUGCUCGCCCUUUUCAGCAAGAAUUCUUCAUCUUCCUUUCGCAAUCUUCUCGUCUUCUCCAUUGCUUCAGCAAAAUCCGCAGGCUUCCGCCAUGAAUCGAGUACCAUCUCAGUCGGAAAUAGACGAAUUACGGACGGCCUUUAUCUUGAUGGAUUCGGAUAGGGACGGCCGAAUUACAGCCUUAGAGGUCCAGAGCAUGCUCCAACAACUGGGCAUCAAUUUACGAGAGGACAUUGUCCUCAAUUUGGUCCGGCAAGCGAGUCAAUCGGGAAGCACUCUGAUGAACGAGGCGGAAUUUUUCCAGUGGGUCAAACGUAUCCAAGCCCUUCGCCCGUCACAGUCUGAUGACAGCGGCAGCAAUGCGGAUGAGGAAGCCGGCCUGGAUUUAGUGGCAGCCUUUCGAGUUUUUGAUCGCGACAAGAACGGGUUCAUAACUAAAGAUGAAUUGAGACUAGCGAUGGAAUUAAUCGACGAAUCCAUGACCGAGGAAGGCCUCAACGAGCUCAUCAAAAUGGCUGAUGUCGACAAGGACGGGCGUAUCAAUUAUGAAGAGUUUGCCAAAAUGCUUUUGUAAAUUUGCAGCGUGUCUUUUAAUUUUCAAUCCCAUGGCGUUGUUUUCGACAAAAAAUUCAACAUUGUAAAUUUUCCAUCCCUGAGAAAACCUUGUGGAACCCAAGUAAAUAAAAUUUAACACAAUUUCAAUUAAAUA
This is a messenger RNA of Daphnia carinata, 3602 nucleotides long. RefSeq names its product VPS35 endosomal protein-sorting factor-like. Gene Ontology annotation, cellular component: endosome. The transcript has 21 exons. Gene Ontology annotation, biological process: endocytic recycling. Gene Ontology annotation, molecular function: calcium ion binding. Bases 120 to 3467 code for a protein of 1115 amino acids. Lineage: Eukaryota; Metazoa; Arthropoda; Branchiopoda; Diplostraca; Daphniidae. The record is from RefSeq and is a predicted model, not a curated record.